AGUUUGCUUUGUUGUGUCACUGCAGACAGUCAGUGCUGUGCGGACUGGCUGUAAAAUCUGCCUGAAUACCUGUUUUCUUAAAACAUUUUCAGGAUAUAUUUCAUCCACUGACUUCUGCAGAGCCCUCGGGGUUGUUCAAUUGUUCACUGAUAACUUGGCUAUGAAAAGAGAAGACCAGCAAAAAUGGAAAAUGAGCUUGGGGAGAAAGAGAUCAGACUCAUCCUGAUUGGUGGGAGAUGGGCUGGCAAGAGCUCUUCUGGCAACACCAUACUGAGAGAGGAAAGGUUUGAGUGUGGCAGAACAAGAACAAUCCAGUCUGAGGUAAGACAUGGAGACGUUGAUGGCAGGAAGCUCAUCGUGGUGGAUGCUCCAGGAUGGAACAGCUCCCUCUCCCUCACUGAGAUCCCAGAGAGAGACAAGCAAACAUUUAAGCUCAAUGCGUCCAAGUGUCCACCUGGACCAAAUGUCUUCCUCCUUGUUAUUCCCAUAGACUGCGCUUUCACUGCGGAGCAGAAAAGGAUUGUGGAGGAGCACAUGAAGCUCCUGGAAAAGCGUGUUUGGAAAUAUACCAUGGUACUGUUCACCUGUGGAGAUUUCCUCGGGAAGAGGACAAUAGAGCAACACAUUGAGAGUGAGGGAGAUGCACUGAAGUGGUUAAUAGAAAGAUGCAGGAACAGGUACCACGUGUUCAAUAACAAGGAGAACUAUAACUCAACUCAGGUGACACAGCUGCUGGAGAAGAUAGAGGAGAUGGUGGGGCACAACAAGAGCAGCUAUUACGAGGUAGAAGAACAGAUAUUUAACAUCAUUAGAGAGAAGCAACGAGAAGUGGCUGAAAGGGCGGAAAAGAGACGGAGAAGGGCCGAGGAACAAAGACAAGAAAUGAAGAUACUCAUUCAAGAAGAGAGAAAAACCAUCCCAAAACUCCAGAUAAUUCUCUUGGGAAGCCGAAGUGUUGGGAAAACGUCAGUAGGGAACACUAUCCUGGGAAUCAUGGAACAAGAAGAUGGAAGAAGAACGGCGCAGUCAGUGGCACGGCAUGGUUUUGUGGGUAAAACUGAAAUAACUCUGGUUGACACACCAGGUUGGUGGAAAAGCCUCCGAGCGUUCGACACUCUUGAGGCAAUCAAAGAGGAAGUGAUGCGCAGCAUGUUCCUGUGCCCCCCUGGGCCUCACGUCUUCCUGCUGGUGAUAGACGCAGAUGCAUCCUUCAAGGCCAAACACUUAGAUGCAGUGACAACACACAUGGAGCUUCUCGGAGAAGGAGUGUGGAGACACACUGUUGUAGUUUUCACCAGGGGAGACUGGCUGGGACCAAAUACCAUAGAGCAGUACAUCGAAGGGGAGGGAGAGGCCAUUCAGUCUCUAGUUGAACAAUGUGGAAACAGAUAUCAUGUCAUUGAUAACAAGAAAGCAGAUGAAACUCAAAUCACAGAGCUACUGGAGAAAAUUACUUGGACUGUGGCUGGAAAUGGUUGGAGCCAUUUUUUUCCAGAUGAGAAGAUAUUUCUAACUAUUGAAGAGAAAACACGAAGAGUAGAAGAAGGAGCGCGAUUGAGGCAAAGUCAAGUCAAGGCCAAAAGAAAAUCCCUGAGAGGUUCCAAAGAUGAAUUGCGGGAACUGAGGAUUGUGAUGCUUGGUCAGAAGACAUCUGGAAAGAGUGCAACAAGAAACAACCUCCUGCGUAAGGAUGUGUUUGCCACCUGUGCGAAUACGCACUGUCAGGUGGAGGAAGGGGAAGUUGCUGGCAGAAGGAUCACAGUGAUCGACUCCCUGGGCUGGUAUGAGGAGUCCUCCCUCUGCACUAAAGAAAUGGACAAAGAAAUUGUUCGAGGUCUGUCGAUGAGCCCGUUAGGCGUUCAUGCUGUUCUGCUGGUUGUCCCCUUGGACCUGGCGUUCAGAGAAGCUCAACAGGUCGCUCUGGAGGAACACAUGAACCUCUUGGAUGCCAGUGUCUGGAAACACACAAUGGUUCUGUUCACAUAUGGAGACAAACUAGCAGAUAAAUCCGUAGAGGAACACAUUGAAAGGGAGCAUCGAGCUCUACGCUGGUUGGUUGACAAGUGUGAGAACAAAUACCAUGUUGUGAACAAUAUGAAGAGAGCUGAUCUGAAUCAGGUUACCGAGCUGUUUGAGAAGAUAGAGGAAAUGGUGGCAGGGAACAGCGGCCGGCUCUUCUGCCCUGACAUGAACAACAUCGACCUGAAUAUUGAAGAGAAGUUCAGGAGAAGGCAGCUCAAACAUGUGCUGAAGCAGCGGCUGGAGGAGGAGUACAGGCGGAGGGAGCUGGAGAUGAUGAUGGGCUUCAGGGAAAAACUCCUCGAGCUGCAAGCUGAUAUCAGGGGGAGUGUGACAAGCACUAAAUCCAAGUCCCUGAUUGGUGACAUGGCCAAACUCAAAGCCAAGGGUGUUGGUCAGAAAAAGAAAGAUGGAAAGGAGAAGAAGGAAAUCAUAGGAGAAAAAAUCAGCCAGGAAAUUGAAAAGCUGGAUAAGGACAUAAUGAGAGCCACAGAUUGUCUUCGGAAAAGCAAGGAUCUUCUGUUCGAGGACUUCAAAGGAGACAGUCUAGCACCAUCUAUUGCUCAGUCUUCUCCAGAGAGGAGAAUAUCAACCAGCCACUUUGAAAAUAUUCUACAAUGGCUGUCCACACUUCAGAUCAGCACAAAUGUUGAGAACCAGCUGACCCUCAACUUCUCUCAGACAUCAGGUUAUGGAUCUGAGCUACCACAGGACGACGUGGUCUCUGACACAGAAGCUGAUAUUUCUGAAUGAAUCAUCUCAAUAGGCUAAAAACAUCCUGUUACUGAAGUUUCACUAUUCAUUGUGUCACAAGUGUCUGUCAGUCUGUGGUAAUUUGGCCGGCUGUAGUCAGAAGUAUUCUUGGUUUUGGUAGACACUUUACAAACAUUCCAAUCAUUAAACUGUAUAACUAUAUUUCCCAUUAUUUUUAGGUAAUGUAUUAUAUCCCCGUCUUCUACAAUACACUAAUUACUCAAUACAUUGUCUCCAUUAUGUACCAAACAUUAUUAUUUGAUGUGAUAGCCAGUUGUAAUGGGCACAUCUAACCUGUAUAGAGACUGUUUUUUAUUUAUUUUAUUUGCCCAAGAAAGUAAUCCAAGGUGAAGGGAAGGCAAUCUGGAAACCUUACUGGAUUUGUAUUCAUGUGGAAGCUGCAGCGAGAUGAUAAAAUUCAGCACAUAAUGUACAUUUUCUCUCUAUUUUGAAAAGGAAAGACCAUAUCUUUGCAAUUUACUGUCAGAGUGUACUGUGGAAAUUCCACUAAUUUAAUUAAAACAAAUAAGUAGUACCAGAAGUAUAAUGUGUACAGUAUUUAGUUACAUUUUGAAACUAAAAUAUCAGCUGAUUUUGUCAUGCAUAGUAUAUUAUAACUAACUAUAAAGCAUGUUUUAUUGUUAUGUUGGGGGAUUUUUAUUAUUUUAUUGUUAUGAAUGAAAAUGGAAAGGAAAAUGCAUUUUCCUCAUGGUUAUCUGACAUCUGUCAGAGGAAGGUAUGCCCUAAAGUUAAGGAUAUCGAUUUGCCAACAUGUCAACAGAAUACAGAUGUUUGUUGUGCCACUGAAAGCAUCUGUUCAUGUCAUCAAUUUCUUCCUCUGCACAAAUCAAUACAUAAGUCAUCUGUUUCAGUUUAGACCAAGACACUCUUCUUCCCCUCAUUAAAAAGUGUAAGUUGGUACAAUUUCAAAGAGAAAGUUAACUCCCACUCGCAAUAAAGCUUUUUUCCCACGCACUGAGUGUGAUAAUACAAUGUGGCCUAUUAUAUGUAUUAUGUAUGUAAUAAACAGUAUGAACAGGGAUGUAUUGUUGAGGUGGGAAAUAGACAUCUUUUGGUGGAGCCCAAUCGACACCAGAUUUUUGUGCCAAUAUGGAUGUACAUAUUCUAAAUUAUAUUUUUGGCAUUUUGCUUUAUUUGACAUAACAGUAGAGAGCGACAGGAAAGGCAGGGGAGAGAGGAGAUGACAGGCAUUGAACCCAGGCCGCUGCAGUAUGGGCUCAACUGAAAUAUAUAAUGCCAACAAUCUGUGAUAAGCCAAUAUCGGCCAACAUAUUGACACAUUUAUCAGUCUAGCUCUAGCAUGAGCUCAUAAACACAUAAAGCUCUACUGUAUUGGAGUAAAGCCAAUAUUUGCCAACUUUGUAUGAUAAUCUUAAGAAAACUACCACAGAUUUUCUAGUCAUCAUAAAAAUACUUGAUAGAUAAUAUUAAAAUAUUUGAGCAGAAUGUGUGUGUGUUGUCAAAUUUGUUGUCAAAAUGUAGGCCUAAUUCAGAAACUGGAAUUAAAGUCUGUCCUUUUACUCUUA
Dicentrarchus labrax (European seabass) is the source of this 4319-nucleotide messenger RNA. RefSeq names its product GTPase IMAP family member 8. Bases 184 to 2772 code for a protein of 862 amino acids. NCBI's taxonomy places the organism in Eukaryota, Metazoa, Chordata, Actinopteri, Moronidae. The record is from RefSeq and is a predicted model, not a curated record. Gene Ontology annotation, molecular function: GTP binding. The transcript is spliced from 6 exons.